Messenger RNA from Guillardia theta CCMP2712, 684 nucleotides. RefSeq lists its product as hypothetical. Gene Ontology annotation, biological process: protein polyglycylation. The transcript is spliced from 2 exons. Gene Ontology annotation, molecular function: protein-glycine ligase activity, initiating. The record is from RefSeq and is a predicted model, not a curated record. NCBI's taxonomy places the organism in Eukaryota, Cryptophyceae, Pyrenomonadales, Geminigeraceae. The annotation marks the transcript as partial.
AUGAACGUGCAGUCCAGUCUCAACGGGCUGGACAACGUGUGGAUCGUGAAGCCAGCGGGCAAGUCGAGAGGACGGGACAUCAUCUGCGCCAACCGCAUCAACCGCAUCCUCGAGUACAUCGGCUUCGGCAUCUCCGGGAAGGAGAUGCACUGGGUGGUGCAAAAGUACCUCGAGCGACCUUUCCUCAUCAACAGGCGCAAGUUUGACAUCCGUCAGUGGGUCAUGGUCACCGACUGGAAUCCUCUGACGGUCUGGUUCUACGACGAGUGCUACCUUCGCUUCAGCAUGUCAGACUUCUCCAUGAAGGACCUGGAGGACAACUACACGCACCUGUGCAACAACAGCAUCCAGAAGGAGGGAGAGAACUUUGAGCAGGUCAAGAACAGCUCCAUGUGGGACCUCGACUCGUUCAAGUCCUUCCUCCUCUCCCACAAUCAGCAGGAGGCCUGGGAGGAGAAGAUCCUGCCGCAGAUGAAGAGGAUCUCCAAGUGGGCCCUCAUGUGUGCGCAGGACAUGCUGGAAAACCGCAAGUUCUCGUGCGAGGUCUACGGGUACGACUUCAUCCUCGACGAACAGCUCAACGUCUGGCUGCUCGAGGUGAACGCCAGCCCGGACAUGUCGGCGAGCACGCACGUGACGGAGAGGCUGACGGAGAGAGUGAUGGAGGACAUGAUCAGAGUCAUA